ACAGCCAGAGUCUCCACAGAACUAGGAUAUCGGGUCCUUCUGACUGAAACCUGGAGCUACUGCCUAGAACAUCAGCAAGUACAAGUCUGAGAGAAAGAGAGAGUGAGGAGGAGAGAGAGAAGAGUCCAGGCAAGGAGAUGGAAAACUGAUCAUGUCCAAACCCAUCGGUCCUUAGUGGGAACAAAAAGGAGCGAGGACAAGCCAAAGGAUACUACAGUUUACGUUGCCAUGGAAACCAAAACCUGGAAGCGGACGCCAGGACCAUUGAGGGUGGACAACCUCCCCUGACUGCAUCCUCAACACAGUACUAUCCCGCUGCACGCUGUGGCAAGAGAAUGCUUUGGAGAAUCACUCUUCCAGUCCUAUUGGCUGGGGUGCUUUGCAUCACCGCGGAGACCAAGAAGCUCCGCCCCCAGGGUUCUAUCCCAUCCCCAUACAAGAACAAAGGGAACCUUUCCUCAGAACGUCACCACCGGCAAUUGCCACGGAAACCAGAAGUGCUGUCCUCCAGCCGGGAGGCCCUAGUGGUGACGGAGCGCCGCUACCUCCGCAGGGACUGGUGCAAGACCCAGCCGCUCCGUCAGACAGUCAGUGAGGAGGGCUGCCGCAGCCGCACUGUGGUCAACCGUUUUUGCUAUGGCCAGUGCAACUCAUUCUACAUCCCCCGCCAUAUGGGCCCCAGUGUGGGCCAUAGCCAAAAUCGUGGCCCCGUGUCUGGCUCUGGAAGGAGAAGCCACAACAAAGCCCAGGAGCCGUUCCAGUCCUGCUCCUUCUGCAGGCCGCACCGCAUCACACAGCUCACAGUGCAGCUGGACUGCCCAGGUCUGCAGCCCCCUUUCAGACACCGUAAGGUCCAGAGGGUCAAACAGUGCCGAUGUAUGUCUGUGGAUGUGAGCGGCCAUGGGAAAUUGUAGAAGGAACUUAAAAGGAUUUUUUCUUAAGUUGAACUGACAUAAAAUCACAUAAUAUGAGUGUUGACAUGAACAUGGACAGAGAUCCCCAAAUUUCUCCUCCAAGGAGAGAUUGGCCUCCAACUGAACUAUCCUGCAGGCCUCUGGCUGGCCCCAUUCUAAAGUGACUUCAGAGAGAUGGAACCGGCAUUAUCAAACGAUGGCUCAGCCUUGACUUCAUCACAGACUGGCAGCUAUAGUGGCUGGCUGUCGAUCUUUAAUGGGACAAGUGACAACAGACACUGUUAAGAGACACUGGUCAGAGUCAAUGUGCAGUAGACACUGAUGAUGAAGCGGCAAAUCUCUGACAAGCUCAGUGUUCCUCCUCUUCUUUCUAAGAAGUUAAAGAGUGUUUUGUAGGUUCAGUUUGCAAGACAAACAGUAACAACUAUUUGUACAUGUCUGGUUGUCUUCUCAUUACUUUGUUUCCUUUCUGAUGAAGGAGUUAUCUAACAGUCAUCGUGAAAGUUUUAAUGACAGAAAGGAGAGACCAUGCGAAUAAUGUAAUGCCUUAAAUGAGGAGGGACCCGAAAAGCAAAGAACAUAAUUCUUUAAAAUUACUCUGUGUAAUAAGAGAUGAUUUUCUGCUAGUUCUGCCUCAUUAGGGAGUUCACCUAAGAAGCCAGUAAGGUUUUUAUUUUGACAGACAGACUGUCUUGAAAUUGCCUGUUGUUUAACAUUGUAACUUAUAACCUGUAACUUUUAUUUUUAACCUUUAUGGUGUCCCCAGUGAUAUGCAAUUUGAUGUCAAGGAAAAUCUUUCAAAAACCAUUUUGCAACACAGACAUAACAAGUGGCAUCUAUCUGCUUGGGCAUA
Molecule: messenger RNA, 1767 nt
Organism: Myripristis murdjan (pinecone soldierfish)
Lineage: Eukaryota; Metazoa; Chordata; Actinopteri; Holocentriformes; Holocentridae
Product: gremlin-2
Exons: 2
Coding region: 336-914 (192 amino acids)
Biological process (GO): animal organ morphogenesis
Molecular function (GO): receptor ligand activity; BMP binding
Source: RefSeq, a predicted model, not a curated record